Molecule: messenger RNA, 910 nt
Organism: Brassica napus (rape)
Lineage: Eukaryota; Viridiplantae; Streptophyta; Magnoliopsida; Brassicales; Brassicaceae
Product: auxin-responsive protein SAUR50
Exons: 1
Coding region: 30-617 (195 amino acids)
Biological process (GO): response to auxin
Source: RefSeq, a predicted model, not a curated record
UAAGGACCAGGAGAUCAGAAGGGGCCACAAUGUCACAAAGAGGACCAACAAUGAAAUUAAAUCCACAGCUGGCUUUGCCAUUUUGGCUCCCACCUUCUCCUUCUAAACAUAUGCACAUGUCUUCAUAUCCUUCUCUCUCUACACACACAAGAGUAUGUACAGCCACAUACAUAUACAAAAUCUUUAUUUAUAAAUAUAUGCACCUCAACUCCUCAAUACCCAUCUCCUUCCCAACUCUCUCUAUCCUUUCAAACACAACAAAAAGCUUUUCUCUCUCAAUAACCCAAAGACAAAUGGCCAUAAUGAAGAAAUCUUCAAAAGUAACUCAGACGGCAAUGCUGAAGAAGAUUCUAAAGAGAUGCUCGAGCUUGGGAAAGAAGAAUGGAGGAGAAUACGAUGAAGAUUUCCUCCCACUAGACGUACCAAAGGGGCACUUUCCUGUCUAUGUCGGAGAUAACAGAAGCAGAUACAUUGUCCCAGUCUCCUUCUUGACUCACCCUGAGUUCCAAUCUCUCUUAAGACGAGCUGAGGAAGAGUUUGGAUUUGACCACGAUAUGGGUCUCACCAUUCCUUGUGAUGAACUUGUCUUCCAGAACCUUACCUCAAUGAUCCGAUGAAAUUUUUAGUAAACCAUUUGAAGAAGAUGCAGAAGAAGAUGGUUGACGAAGCAGAAGCUUCCUUACGAGAAAAUAGCAUCUCUUCUCUCUUUUUAAGUUUUUUCUUCUUCUAUUUUUAAGCCUAUCUAGGGUUUUUACGAGCUGGUUUACUCGUCUAACAAGAAAGAAACCUGAAUGAGAUAUAGAUUCCAUGAGUUUAAUUGGAUUUGUAAAUUAAAAAGCUUGUAAUGUUUUCCUCGCAGAUCUUGAUUUUGUGAGAGAAGUUGAUUAAUGCAAGAAAAAGCAUUCCUCUA